Messenger RNA from Cladocopium goreaui, 369 nucleotides. Lineage: Eukaryota; Dinophyceae; Suessiales; Symbiodiniaceae. The record is from the annotation of a GenBank genome assembly.
AUGAUGCGAGAUAUGCAUAGAUAUGCGAGAUACCCGGAUGCUCGGAGUUUUGCGCUGAUGGCUGCUAUGUGUCCCCACAAGAUGAGGAGUGCCACGAGCUCAGAUGUUUGGUGGCUUUGGCGCAGGAUUUUUCCAGUUGGUCAAAGCCCUGUAAGGGAAGCACUGCGAAGAUACGUCAGUGGAAAUAGCCCAGGAGCAUUUUGGACCGCUUCGGCUGUUUUCACAGCUAGAGCUCGCAACGCAUCCACUCCUGCCAAGAGCCAUUUCCUCUGGUUCAAAAAUGGUAUUGGUGCCAACUGUGCUGCUCCGAGGUGCCAGCAGAAAGAUCACCGUGCCAAUCUUCUCAGCAUUGAUGACCCAGCUGGUUAG